Arthroderma uncinatum is the source of this 2202-nucleotide messenger RNA. RefSeq names its product vacuolar amino acid transporter 3. Bases 1 to 2202 code for a protein of 733 amino acids. Gene Ontology annotation, biological process: amino acid transmembrane transport. NCBI's taxonomy places the organism in Eukaryota, Fungi, Ascomycota, Eurotiomycetes, Onygenales, Arthrodermataceae. Gene Ontology annotation, molecular function: amino acid transmembrane transporter activity. The record is from RefSeq and is a predicted model, not a curated record. The transcript is spliced from 2 exons.
AUGGCUGCAACAACCAGCGAGAUGGACAAGGGAAAGGCUAUACCGACAUCCAACGGACAGGCUGCAGAGUCAACGCGUGGCAGAGCAAUCAGCAGCACUACUCCUCCAGAGGGCGGCCUGGCUCCGGGCUCGCUCCCAAGACACCUAGCCACGGCCAGGCUGGCUUCUCCCGUCCCUUCGUCGUCGUUUACUGAAGCACAGGACCUGCAGCUAAGACGAGUUCCAACGCCCAGGCAGACCGCUCCGCCUGAUGCCAAAGAUGCCACCGACUUUAAAGCCUCGUCCGUCGUGCCGUCAUCGCCCGACGCUCCCAGGCCGUCAGCCCUGACGAGCGCCCUUCAAGACGAGAAUGCCUCCAGCGGAACCGCAUCGUCUUCGAGCGGUGCUCCCCUGGAAGACGCAGAGGUGGUAAAACGACACUUGGUGCAACCACCGCUCGAAACGGCUGACUCCAAUGACGCCAACGGGAAGAAGCCGGAGUCGACCAAAUCCGGCGGAAGUGGGAGCGGCAAGGAUGCAGCAGAGGAGUUUUCCAGCUUAAAGCUUCAAGGUGGUGACAUAACGAGACCAAUCUACAGGUGGGCCGAAGCAGAGGCUCAGGAGCAGCAGGGUCCCAAGAGACGGAAAAGUUUUGACCUUGCAAGGCCAGAACCCGAGGCUGAGACCUUGGAUAUCAACACGAUCAGAGUUCCAGGUGGCUUCCGCCGAGACUACCUGCGUAGAACUGGCGGAGAGCAAAACACUCUCACUGCACCAGCAGAUCCGGAACAGGCACUCGGCCAGCCUCGUUUGCCGACGAACAGCUUCUUGGAAUUCCUAACUCUGUUUGGCCAUUUCGCCGGUGAGGAGCUUGAGGAAGAUGACGAAGUGCUUGGCCCGGGUGAGUUCUUCACCCGAAGAACUGGAUUUGGAGAAGAGGAGCCGUCAGAGGAGACCUCGCUGCUUCGACCUGGAAGCGCCGGAGGCCGUACGCCCAAAGACCGCGCCGCAAAGGCUACCAACACCUCCAUGGGAGCCGUACUCCUUCUCUUGAAGUCCUUUGUUGGAACCGGUGUCUUGUUUCUUCCACGCGCCUUUUUGAACGGCGGUAUGGUGUUUAGUUCCAUCGUGCUAGUCGCGAUAUCGGCGCUAAGCUACUACUGCUUUAUCUUGCUUGUGAACACCCGGAAUAAAAUCAACGGCUCGUUUGGUGAUAUGGGAGGCGUGCUGUAUGGUGAGAAAAUGAGAAAAAUCAUUCUCCUCUCAGUUGCACUCAGCCAGCUUGGCUUCGUUGCAGCAUACAUCGUUUUCGUCUCGCAGAAUCUCCAAGCUUUCAUUUUAUCCGUUAGCAACUGUGAGACUUUCAUGAACAUCAAGUAUGUUAUCAUGAUGCAGCUCAUAAUAUUCCUUCCGCUUUCACUUGUGCGCGAUAUCUCCAAACUUGCCUUUACAGCCCUAAUCGCGGAUGUGUUUAUUCUGCUUGGCUUGGUCUACCUUUACGGAUUCGGCAUUAGCACCAUCAUGGAACAGGGCGUUGCCGACAUUCAGCCCUUCAACCCCAAGUCCUACACACUGCUAAUCGGAACCGCUAUCUUCACCUUUGAAGGAAUUGGCCUGAUCAUUCCCAUUCAAGAGUCCAUGAAGCGCCCUGAGAAGUUCCCCGGCGUCCUAGCCCUGGUCAUGGUUGUCAUCACCGUUGUCUUCCUCUCCAUGGGUGUUGUUGGCUAUGCAACCUUCGGUUCCGCAACCGAGACCGUUGUCAUCCUUAACCUCCCUCAGCAGGAUAACUUUGUCCGAGCAAUCCAGUUCUUGUAUGCCAUUGCUAUCCUUCUGAGCACACCCCUUCAGCUCUUCCCCGCCAUCCGAAUCCUAGAAAAUGGCCUCUUUACUCGCAGUGGAAAGUACAACCCCGGAAUCAAAUGGAAGAAGAACAUCUUCCGCUUCUUCCUUGUUUUAGUGUGCGCUUCCAUUGCCUGGGGUGGAGCCGGUGACUUGGACAAAUUCGUCUCCCUUAUUGGAAGCUUCGCAUGCGUUCCCCUUGUCUUUGUGUAUCCGCCCAUGCUUCAUUACAAGGGCGUGGCAACCACUCGGCUGCAAAAAUCCCUAGACAUCUGCCUCAUGACCUUCGGAAUGUUAUGCUGUGCAUACACUACAGCCCUAACCCUUAAGAACUGGGCAGGCGGAAGCAGCGCUCCCAAACUCCCAGGAUAUUGCGACAAAUAG